AUGUAUACUCAUCAUCAAUUUAAGGCUUAGUGUGAAUUGGUUAUUAGCUAAUGUUACUAUAAGGAAGGAGUGAACAGGCAAAAUCUCUUAAGAGAUGAAUAGCAUUUACUCUUAAUGUUAUCUAAUAGUUAUCAUCAUAAUCACUCAAAAGAACUUCAGCUCAUAGAUCAACUUCUAUAGGAUUACAGACAUUUAUAGAUAUACAUAUAUUUAUAGAAUAUUGUGAAACAUGUGGAAAAACAUUUGCACGUCAUUCUCAAUUAUUCUCAUGAUCCAUUCUAGAUGAAUAAAAAAUUGACCAAGUAAAUAGGAACAAUCUAAUAUGCUGGCCAUCAUAUUCAUCAUUUUCCAGAAUUACACUCUUUGGGAAAAAUGUUUCGAGAAUAUUUUGGAAUGAAUGUUGAUUAAUUUGAAGUCUGUUCAUAAAUGGUGGAAUUAUGCUCAGAUUUAUAACUUCUGAAAAAUGUUUAUUUAAGCUACUUUUGUAAGAAUUACGGAUUGAUGGCAAUCACAGUCUAAAACAAUGGACAUUAUUUUACAGAUGUCUAUAAGACCUAUGACUUUUAUAUACCGGAUGAGGAUUAUGCUCUACCUCCCCCUGGAGGCUAUAGUAAUAUAUAUCCAACAACCCAAAAUCAAUCAUUUCCUCCACCAUAUGGAUAAAAUGUUAAUACAUAUCCUUAAACAUACAAUCCCUUGCCACCUCCUGGAUAAUACCCUCCUACAGGCUAAUAUCCUCAAUCAGGACAAUACCCUCCUCCAGGAUAAUACCCUCCAGGAUAAUACCCUCCAGGACAAUACCCUCAAGGACAGUAUCCUCCUCCAGGUCAAAUUCCUCCUCCAAAUUAAUAUCCUGGUUAGGGCCAAUACCCUCCUCCUCCUUAAUAAUAUCCUAAUUAAUAACCUACAGGCUAUGGUGCCCAGCCUUAUUAAUAAGGACAACAACCACCUUAUUAAUAACCAUAUAAUCCAACCAAUUAGCAAUACUAGAGUUAUCCUUAAUAGUAAACCACCUAUCCUCCUCAGUAACCAUCUCCUGGCUAUCCUACAUCAAAUGCCUAAUAAUAUAAUAAUCCAAGCCAAUAACAAGGAUAUCCACCAUAACCGCCUUAGGCUGCUUCAUAACCAAAUUAUGUUCCUAUGCCGCCCCCAGCAAAUCAAUAGUUUCCUUAUAGUUGAAACAUAAUAUAUAUUUGCAUCUAAAACAGCAUAAUCUAAUUAUAUA
This is a messenger RNA of Paramecium tetraurelia, 1225 nucleotides long. RefSeq lists its product as uncharacterized. NCBI's taxonomy places the organism in Eukaryota, Ciliophora, Oligohymenophorea, Peniculida, Parameciidae. The record is from RefSeq and is a predicted model, not a curated record. The transcript is spliced from 2 exons.